GAGUGUGCGAGGCGCAGUUAUCAUCGCAGACUUCCCCAUCACUCACAGUCCCAGCGGUUCGGCAGGAAGACAGCUGUUAAUAACCUAACAAGCAUGUCUGGAACAUUAUAAGGUCAUUAGUCUACUAAACCCCAUAUGGAUUUACGCACUUCUUUUCUGAGAUUCAAACGCUGACGGUGCUUUUCGCUUUUUCUUUUCCCUCCUCUUUCAUUCAUCUCGUCGGUGAUGUGUGACGAAGAGAUUCGUGAAAUAAUGGGCAUAUUCGGUUUGUGAACUCUCCAUUCUGCUCUCCGUGUGACGGACAGGCGACUAUUGAGCUGGAGUGAGUAGAAAGUAAUCUCAUUUAAAACAAACAUCCGUCUUCAGGACUCCUGCCACCUUCUGAAGCAAGGAGAAUUCCCUCGCUUUCAUAAACGGAGGAUCUGAACAGUGAUUUAGGAAGCGAGUGAAGACAGAGGAGGACAAAGGGAGACAUGGCCGGCUCACAGGGAAGAGAGUGAACGGAAAACACAAGACAGAAAGAUGAAGCUGUGGGGGCAGUCAGUGUGGCCGUUGCAGGUUGUACUCUUGGUCACCUUGGUAAUGUGCUCGUGCCAGUCGGUUUCUGCGGGUACACGGAGUCUGCGGGGACACACAGCUUCGUACCAGGUGAAACAGGGAACCUGUGAGGUGGUGGCCAUCCACCGGUGCUGCAAUAAGAACAAGAUAGAGGAACGUUCACAAACCGUCAAGUGCUCCUGCUUCCCUGGUCAGGUGGCCGGUACGACACGUGCACAGCCUUCUUGUGUGGAGGCUUCCAUCGUGCUGCAGAAGUGGUGGUGCCAAAUGCACCCGUGUUUGGAUGGCGAGGAGUGUAAAGUUCUUCCAGAUCUUACCGGUUGGUCCUGCAGCACCGGAAACAAAGUCAAAACCACCAAGGUCACUCGAUAGCAAGAACCAUGGCCGCUGUACCAAGAGGCUCAAGACUCCUUACCAACCCCUAAUGGAAAAGAAGACCCUCUUGUUUAAGACACUGACAUUCCAGUAGAUUCCACACAUGUGAAAGAUGGACAAACUCACUGCAGACUAUCGAUGGCUACCUUGCUUCGACAGAAAAUAUGAGGAUGGACAAGGAUCUCUGUAUAAACCUGAGGUUCGACUGAAGAUGCUGGACACACAGGUGCUCCUGUGAGAGACUGCUUUUGUCAGCUGAAAGUGACUUUUUGGAUCUCCACCGGCUCUCUUGUGUGUAUGUGUGUGCAUGUGUGAGAAGGAUAGUAGGGACUUGUAGGACAAACCGUGGACAGUUCAGGCCUGUCUUGGAGCAUGUGUGUCUGUUUGUAAGUGUACGUUAGUCAGGUUGAUGAUAAUGAGACAGUAGUUGAACACUGUUUAUCCGCUUUCCAGCACACAGCAAACUUGAUAUUCAUGUGUAGGGUGGGGAUUGCUCUGAAUGUGCGAUUCACAAGUUAUCAAUUUGCUCUUUUGGGUCAAAUGUUUCCUUUAAGUCAAUUUACACUUCUAAUUAGGGUUGCUGAAUAGGAUCAUAACAACAAAUAAAAAAAUUAAUGGGCGACUUUUCUGCACUAGAUAAGAUCAUAUGGAGACGUUUUCCAUUUCCGAUACCGUUUUCUAUUCUGUGGCUGUAUAAGAUGGAAUUCAAGAAAGAACCAUUUAUUAAGCUUCCUUUCACAAAUGUGCAAAGUAGGAAUGCAAGUGAUGUAGUCAUCAGUAAAACAAUGCAGUAAAAUACAGCUCCUCCUUGCUGUAUAAUGUUAUGUAAUGUGAGCUUUAAAGAUGCAAUCCCCUUCAAAAAAACUUUUAAAACUGACAGCUGGCUAAAGACAUCUAUGUGACUCUGUAAAAAGAUACACAAACCACUUAAAAGUGCACUAAGUAAAUUGUUUUACUAUAUUUAAAACCUAAAUAAAAGAUUACUGUAAAAUAAAAGCUGUUUUAUUCAACAGAUCGCACAUCCUGCCAUGAUGCUUUGAUCACAUGACUUGCCAAAAUUCAAUUCAUUGGCAACCCUUAUAACCAGACACUGUUGAUUUCAGGAUAAAAUAAUAAGAGGGUGCCAAAUGCUACAUACAUUGCAUGACAUGCAAGAAAAAAUAAAUAAAUUGUGCACACGAUUUACUAAUUUGUUCCCACUAUGUACUGAAACGUGCACACAAUUACUCUUUCAUUCCCUUGAUUUUCUAAAUUGUGCGCACAAUUUACUUAUUUGAUUUAGCCUACUAUUUUUUUUUUCCUGCAUGCCAUGUGCGGGGCUCCAUAAAAUGCAUCUGCAUAAAAAACUAAAAAAACUUUCGCAGGACAUCCGUGCCACUAGGUAUCAGUAUAAAAUUCAAGUGAUCUGUAAGUGUAACAUAUCCAGAAAGUUACUUGAUGCACUUUUAAACAAGGAAAUACAGUAUCUUGUUUUUACCAUUCUGCUUUCUGGUUUAACUGUGAAGCUCUCAAAAGUACUCUGUGAAGUUCUGAAAACAGGUUAGCAAUGUGCCGACUGAGAUAAUGAACAUGUUUAAGGAUAAGCUCCAAUGUGAAGAGGCAUAACCCAUGCCCAAUACU
Messenger RNA from Carassius gibelio (silver crucian carp), 2553 nucleotides. It is a transcript of the gene tafa4b, whose product is annotated as TAFA chemokine like family member 4b. NCBI's taxonomy places the organism in Eukaryota, Metazoa, Chordata, Actinopteri, Cypriniformes, Cyprinidae. The transcript has 6 exons. The record is from RefSeq and is a predicted model, not a curated record. Gene Ontology annotation, molecular function: receptor ligand activity. The coding region runs from base 523 to 930 and encodes 135 amino acids.